This is a messenger RNA of Thunnus maccoyii (southern bluefin tuna), 1476 nucleotides long. RefSeq names its product Ig-like V-type domain-containing protein FAM187A. The transcript has 5 exons. NCBI's taxonomy places the organism in Eukaryota, Metazoa, Chordata, Actinopteri, Scombriformes, Scombridae. The record is from RefSeq and is a predicted model, not a curated record. Bases 175 to 1476 code for a protein of 433 amino acids.
UCUAUCAUAGCUGUUGUGUUUUGACUAAGAAGCAUUGCUUGAUUCAAUCUUCCACAUCUAAAAUGAGACAAAACAAACACUGGAGGUGUCUCUGUCUUCUGUGUACCGAAGUAUUUGAUUGUAGUUGUGACUUUUGUAACUUGUGAGAACCUUGUUCAUCUUUAGAGAAGCCUAAUGACUUCUACAUCCUCAUUUGCCCUCCUCUUCUUUCACCUCCUCCUGUCUCCUGAGGUGUGGAGCUAUGAGGCUCCUGAGGAUAAGCAAGAUGUGUUUGCUAGAAGAGCCUGUCCUGCUUUCCUGACCUUCACCAACGCUGCCUACCUGGCCGGAGUCACUGUGGAGCUGCCCUGCCACUGCAAACCACAACAGAUGCGGACAGUUGUGUGGUUCUUUAGGAAACAUCUGGGCAGCUCUGAGGAGACCAGAGUCCUUACCGAUCACCAUGGCAAUAAGCUGCUGGACACCAGUCAAGUCCCCCACAGCGGUGACCUGCGGAGUCGAUUCUCCAUCCGUCUUUUCAGCCUGCUGAUCUUCAGAGCAGGGCUAGACGAUUCUGGCAUCUAUAUCUGCGGCUCAGCACACAAAGACUUCUUCUAUGGUUAUGACCUGGACAUCCAGGAAGCACGCACACUCAGUUUCACUCCGAGGCUCACUCCAGAAAAAAAUAGCAGGAAACAUAAAGAAAGAAAAGGACUUGGCUCCACUCAGCCACUGUACAGAGUCUUCACCAGUUUCCGGCCCUGGUCAGUGUGCGAUCGCUGUGGAAUACCAGGGGAGCAGGUUCGCGUGGGACUCUGCUAUGUCCACUCGAACUUCCUGCAUGUACGCUACAGAAGGGCCAAUCAGACAGUCACAUCAUGCGGCUCGGGGGCAGUGCCCAGAGCUUUCAGCCGUCUGAAGAAAAGCAGAGCUGGGGCCAAGUUGGAGGUCAAAAGCUGUCAAGUAACUUGUCCAAAUCAAGCUCCUCCCUCCUCCAAACUCCAAGCUCUGAUGGCAUUUCUAGGGUACAGUUCUGCCUCCAGGCCAGUGGAGAUGCCAGUGUUCUACCUGAACCACCCAGCAGACCGUGUCCUGACCCUUGGCUGCCCUGGGGCACGACCCAACAUGGCCGUGGCCUGGGACCGAGGAUCUCAACCCAUCUAUCGAUCUGAGCACGCAGCAGGUCGUAACCUCAGCGCCACACCAUCCAGAUUGCUGAUAGACACUGGACACCACCUAGUCUUCACCCCUGCAAAAACUCAGGACUCAGGCAUCUACCACUGCUGGCUGCAGGGUCGCCAGGCUGCUGAGAUACGUCUGCUGGUCUAUGCCCAUUUGGGGCGGGGUCAGUCAGUGACAUCACAUCCUGACUUCCCGAUAGCUGUGAGGAUGGUGUUAAGAUCAUAUGCUGCCAUGACGGCUGUGUUUUGCCUGCUGGUGUUUGGCAGAGCUGGAUUCAGACACCUCAGAGACACCAGAGAAAUACAUGUGGAUUAA